AUGGCAGGAGGUGUUACAUUGUAUACCUUGGAGGAGAGAGCGGGUGAUACAGUACCAAUGGCGAUAUCCAUGCAUGGAGGAAGCAGGGCCAGUUACACGGCCGAAUGCAAGUCCAGGACUGAAGGAGGAGGAAGCACAGCGACGACAGGCUGUGGCAGUCUAUCUUGCGAACCGUUUUGGGGUGAAGCACGCCUCUCGUCAACCUUAUCCAUUGCGGCGGGCCCUGAGGGGGGCAAGGACCACGAGGGUCAGGCAAGCUGCUUCUACGGUUCUGUAAUGCUUACCCGGGCCCGGCAGAACCCACGGCCUACUAGGCAGCGUGGGAGUAACGGGACGAAAAGGCUCCAGGAUGACGGCCGACGAGCAAGAGUUGCAAGGCAUGGGUUCGGACGGCCAAUUUACUUGUACACCAUUGGAUCCCAACCAUGGACGCUAGGGCCGGGCAGCUUUGCGAACCACCAUAUCGGCUAUACCCUACUCCGUACUUACUCGGUGGAUUACAGACGAGCAGGAGAUGGGGCCAUUUUCCUGCUCCCCACGCUGGAUUCAUGA
Molecule: messenger RNA, 552 nt
Organism: Westerdykella ornata
Lineage: Eukaryota; Fungi; Ascomycota; Dothideomycetes; Pleosporales; Sporormiaceae
Exons: 1
Coding region: 1-552 (183 amino acids)
Source: RefSeq, a predicted model, not a curated record